AAAAAUGAUUAAUUUAUCUUCUCUAGUUGGCUUUUUUGUGUUAGGACUUAUAGGAUGGGUUACUUAUAAAUUAAUUAUUUGGCCAUUUUAUAUUUCCCCUUUGAGAAAAAUUCCUGGUCCACCAUCUGAAAAUAUAUUUCUUGGAAAUUUUAAAUCAUUUUUUAAGGAAGAGGAACCACAUGUCAAGUGGAUGCAACAAUAUGGGAAUAUUGUAAAAUUCUAUGGAAUAUUUAAUCGCCCAGAUGUUUUCGUCUCAGAUACAAAAAUAAUCCAAGAUAUCACAUUAAAUCAUGUUUACGACUUUGUUAAACCUCAUGAUAUGUCGGCUGAUUUUGCUAAAAUUGUUGGUAGAGGUCUUGUACUUGCGGAAGGUGAAGAACAUAAAAGACAAAGAAAAAUGAUGAAUCCAGCUUUCACUCACAAUAACAUCAAAGAAAUGGUUCCAACAUUCAUUCGAGUGGUUUCCACCUUAAAAGAGUUAAUAGAAGAUAAAAUAAAAGAAGAUUCUAACAUUAAUCUUACACCUUAUAUCUCAAAAACUACCUUAGAUGUUAUUGGCUCAGUCGGAUUUAAUUACGAAUUUAAUUCAUUAACAUCUUCAAACGAUUUGGCGGAUGCUUAUGCUUCUCUUUUUAAUAAUAAAACGAAUCCUGUCUUACGUAUUUUCGUCAGUAUAUUAUCGAGUUAUAUCCCGCUUGUUAGAAAAAUUCCAAUAGAUGAAAAUAGAAAAUUUAACAAUGCGUGUUCGGUUAUUCACCGGGUGUCAAAGAAAUUGAUGGAAGAAAAAUAUAACGAAGCGAAAAAAGGAGAAUUGAAAAGCAAGGAUCUAUUAUCUUUGUUAAUCAAUAUUAAUAAAACAUUACCUGCUGAAGAGAAAAUGACUGAUGAAGUAUUACAAUAUCAGAUUAUGACAUUUCUAAUAGCAGGACAUGAAACCACGAGUGCUUCAACUUGUUGGGCAUUGUAUUUACUUACAAAAUAUCCACAUGAGCAAGACUUAUUGCGUGAAGAAUUGGUUAAAGCUUUUCCUGAUAAAUCAAAAUUCAACCCUACAUUUGAUGAAAUUAAUUCUUUGGAAUAUUUGAAUUGCAUAAUUAAAGAAACCUUAAGAUUACAUUCUCCUGUACCGAUUAUUAGUCGAACUAAUGUUGAAGAUAAAGUUUUCGGAGAAUAUUUAAUUCCGAAGAAUACCAGAAUAAUGUUGAACGUUUCGGCACUUCAUAAAUCACCUGAAAUCUGGGGCCCAACAGCUAAUGAUUUUGAUCCAAAAAGGUGGUUAAAUCCUUCAAUAACUAAAAAUGUGACCAAUCUAAAUUAUUUACCUUUCCAUACUGGUACAAGAUCUUGUAUAGGCAAUAAAUUAGCUUUAACUGAAUUCAAGAUAUUGUUAGGUAUGUUAAUUAGGAAUUUUGUUUUUCAACCAAUUGAAGGAUUUAACUUUGAUGCAAGAAGUCUUACUAAUAAUAAGCCUAGUCCAUAUCUUGGAUUAAAUGUUACUAAAGUUGGGGUUUAACAGGACUUAAUUUUUAUUUAUAUUUUUAUAUCACUUUUUUUAUCAUA
Rhizophagus irregularis DAOM 181602=DAOM 197198 is the source of this 1560-nucleotide messenger RNA. RefSeq lists its product as uncharacterized. NCBI's taxonomy places the organism in Eukaryota, Fungi, Glomeromycota, Glomeromycetes, Glomerales, Glomeraceae. Gene Ontology annotation, molecular function: oxidoreductase activity, acting on paired donors, with incorporation or reduction of molecular oxygen; iron ion binding; heme binding. The record is from RefSeq and is a predicted model, not a curated record.